This is a messenger RNA of Candidozyma pseudohaemuli, 1074 nucleotides long. RefSeq names its product Dao2p (gene DAO2). The coding region runs from base 1 to 1074 and encodes 357 amino acids. The record is from RefSeq and is a predicted model, not a curated record. Gene Ontology annotation, molecular function: FAD binding; D-amino-acid oxidase activity. The transcript has a single exon. Lineage: Eukaryota; Fungi; Ascomycota; Pichiomycetes; Serinales; Metschnikowiaceae.
AUGCCAAAGGAAAUCGUGAUUGUUGGUGCUGGUGUUUUGGGUCUCUCCCUGGCAUUGGCUAUAUGUGAAAAUAUUCAGAAUGUCCCUAUCACCAUUGUGGCAGAGCACCACCCAGAUAGCUUUCCUUAUCUGAGCCAGUAUACGUCACCUUGGGCUGGAGCUCACUUUCGGCCAUUUCCGCUGAAAAAUGAAGCUGAGCUACGAGAGUAUCCCUUGACUAGAGUGACGUGGAAGCGUAUGAAGAGGUUUGCUCGUGAGAAUCCCGAAAGUUCAGUGAGAAUCGUUCAAGGCAUAGACUAUGUGGAGAAGGACGAAUUGUAUGAGAGAUUGAGCAAAGGAUACUCGGAGGAGAUCGAGAACUUUCGAGUAUUGGGGAAAGACGAAGUGCCCGAGGGCUUUGCUUUUGGUGCUCUGUACGACACAUUCGUUUUGGACGCCCCACACUACAUUCAGUUCCUCUAUAAGAAGCUCAGGGCUGAAUUUGGGGUGAAGUUCGUGAAACGAAAGCUAGAAAAGCUUAGUGAAGCUGUUGAGGUUUCUGAAGAUCCCAAUUGCAUAAUCAUAAAUUGCAGUGGAAACGGACUACUAUGGAACGGUAGUAACGAUCCCGCCUGCUUUCCUAUCAGAGGGCAGACUCUUUUAGUCAACCUGCCUCACAAUAAUGCCCUUGCGGAUAAAACCAUCACGAUUCAGCACAAACUGGGCGAUUGGACAUUUUGCAUUAACAGACCGCUCAAUGGAGGGGUGAUCAUAGGUGGUACGAAGCAGAUCAACGAAACUGAUGUAUCGGUGCGGGAGCAAGAUAGCACGGCAAUCAAAGAAAGAGCAUCGAAGUAUUUUCCAGAGCUCAUGAGAACAGACAAAAAUGGCAACGCUUUCUUCGAUGUUAUCAGGACGAACGUGGGGUUCAGACCGGCCAGAAAGGGUGGAGUGAAUCUUGAAUUAGAUUCAAAGAAUGGAGUUCCCAUAAUCAAUGCAUACGGUGCAGCCGGAUCUGGGUAUGAGCUUUCUUAUGGCAUUGGCAUGGAGGUUGUCAAGAAGGUGAGACAUGCUCAACGUGCUCAAAGGCUUUAG